AAAGUGUCGUCCAUCUUGCCGGUCAACCGACUUGUUCCCCCAACAUCAUCCUCCUCAUCAGCAAUCAUCUCUGACAACUCGUAGAGUAGAGAUCAGACAACGACGACGACAUUGACGAACGAACACUACACACACGCGUAACCACUAGCCCCCCAAAGAGCGCAACCCACUAGCUCAUAGCCUCCCCCCUUUCCCCCAAGCUCCACACCCUUCCUUCCAUCUCCACCGCCAUGGCUGCCCCCCGCACCCUCUACGACAAGGUCUUUGACGACCACGUCGUCCGCUCCGGUGACGGCGACACCCUUAUCUACAUCGACCGCCACCUCGUCCACGAGGUCACUUCCCCCCAGGCGUUCGAGGGCCUCCGUAACGCCGGCCGCAAGGUCCGCCGUACCGACUGCACCCUCGCGACUGUCGACCACAACAUUCCCACCAUCUCGCGUAAGAGCUUCAAGAACGUCGGAACCUUCAUCACCGAGAGCGACUCGCGUGCCCAGGUCGUCGCCCUCGAGGACAAUGUCAAGGCCUUUGGCCUCACCUACUUUGGCAUGAGCGACAGGCGCCAGGGUAUCGUCCACAUUAUUGGCCCCGAGCAGGGCUUCACCCUCCCCGGUACCACUGUUGUGUGCGGUGACUCGCACACCUCCACCCACGGUGCCUUUGGCGCCCUUGCGUUCGGUAUCGGCACCUCCGAGGUCGAGCACGUCCUCGCUACCCAGACCCUCCCCCAGGCCAAGUCCAAGAACAUGCGCAUCAGCGUCGAGGGAACCCUCCCCGAGGGUGUCGCCUCCAAGGACAUUGUCCUCCACAUUAUCGGUGUGAUUGGUACCGCUGGUGGAACCGGCGCUGUUAUCGAGUUUGCCGGCUCGGCUAUUCGCGCUCUCUCCAUGGAGGCCCGCAUGUCGAUCUGCAACAUGGCGAUCGAGGGUGGUGCGCGCGCCGGCAUGAUCGCCCCUGACGAGAUCACCUUUGCCUACCUCAAGGGCCGUCCCCUCUCGCCUCCCGAGGGCCCCGAGUGGGACAAGGCCGAGGCUUACUGGCGUACCCUCAAGACCGACCCCGGAGCCAAGUACGACAUUGAGGUUGACAUCAAGGCCGAGGACAUUAUCCCCACCGUCACCUGGGGUACCUCGCCCCAGGACGUUGUCCCCAUCAACGGCAAGGUCCCCACCCCCUCCGAGCUCCCCGCCAACAAGCGCGGCGACGCCGAGAAGGCCCUUAAGUACAUGGGCCUCACUGCCGGUACCCCCAUGGAGGAGAUCAAGGUCGACAAGGUCUUCUUCGGCUCGUGCACCAACGGCCGUAUCGAGGACAUGCGCUCGGCCGCCAAGGUCAUUGUCGCCUCGGGCAAGAACGGUGGCCCCACCCACGUCGCCGAGGGUGUCUACGCCAUGGUCGUCCCCGGCUCGGGUCUGGUCAAGCAGCAGGCCGAGGCUGAGGGUCUCGACGUCAUCUUCAAGAAGGCUGGCUUUGACUGGCGUGAGGCUGGUUGCUCCAUGUGCCUCGGCAUGAACCCCGACCAGCUCAAGCCCGGAGAGCGGUGCGCCUCGACCUCGAACCGUAACUUCGAGGGUCGCCAGGGUGCCGGUGGCCGUACCCACCUUGUUUCGCCCGCCAUGGCCACCGCCGCUGCCCUUACCGGCAAGCUCACCGACGUCCGCAAGCUCAUGGGCUCGCACGUUUCCGACGACGGAGGCAUCAAGGUCACCUCGUACUACGACUUCCUUGAGCCCCUUGUUCCCGCCCAGGCCGUCGCCGAGGAGGAGGCUGCCCCUGCCGCCGCCACCGAGACCGCUGCCCCCGCCGCUGCCUCGGCUGGUCUCCCCAAGUUCACUGUCGUGAAGGGUAUCGCCGCCCCCAUGUGGGAGGCCAACAUUGACACCGACAAGAUCAUCCCCAAGCAGUUCCUCAAGACUCUGCUCCGCACUGGUCUUGGUGACGCCCUCUUCUGGCCCGCUCGUUACGACGUUGUCACUGGCGAGAAGAUCCCCGACUUUGUCCUCAACAAGGAGCCCUUCACCAAGUCGACCCUCCUCGUCUGCACGGGUGACAACUUCGGCUGUGGUUCGUCGCGUGAGCACGCCCCCUGGGCCCUCAACGACUUCGGCAUCCGCUGUGUCAUGGCUCCCUCGUUUGGUGACAUUUUCAAGAACAACUGCUUCAAGAACGGCAUGCUUCCCCUCCAGCUCCCCCAGGCUGACCUUGACGCCCUCUACGAGGACGCCUCGGCUGGCCUCGAGAUUGCUGUCGACCUCGAGAACCAGCAGGUCAUCCGCCCCAACGGCAAGCCUCCCAUCAAGUUUGAGAUUGACGCCUUCCGUCGCCACUGCCUCAUCAACGGCCUCGACGACAUUGGCCUCACCCUCGCCAACGAGUCGGACAUCUCCAAGUUUGAGGAGAAGCGCUCCGAGAACUGGCCCUGGCUCGACGGAAUCGGCUACGCCCACAAGGGCCAGCGCGUUGUUCCCCUGCGCCAGAAGCCCAAGAAGACGGACUGGUAA
Messenger RNA from Vanrija pseudolonga, 2501 nucleotides. It is a transcript of the gene LEUA, whose product is annotated as 3-isopropylmalate dehydratase. Gene Ontology annotation, molecular function: 3-isopropylmalate dehydratase activity; 4 iron, 4 sulfur cluster binding. The coding region runs from base 231 to 2501 and encodes 756 amino acids. The transcript has 2 exons. Gene Ontology annotation, cellular component: 3-isopropylmalate dehydratase complex. Gene Ontology annotation, biological process: L-leucine biosynthetic process. The record is from RefSeq and is a predicted model, not a curated record. NCBI's taxonomy places the organism in Eukaryota, Fungi, Basidiomycota, Tremellomycetes, Trichosporonales, Trichosporonaceae.